Molecule: messenger RNA, 456 nt
Organism: Bactrocera tryoni
Lineage: Eukaryota; Metazoa; Arthropoda; Insecta; Diptera; Tephritidae
Exons: 3
Coding region: 28-387 (119 amino acids)
Source: RefSeq, a predicted model, not a curated record
UUGAUUUCGAGUAUUAGAAGUGACAAGAUGUUUAGAAGUGCGUUAGUGAUUUGCUUUUGCCUUUUAAGCUUAUCCCAAGCUGCUGUUUAUUCCGAGCGCUAUUUUAAGGACCCAGCGUAUCCCGGAAAAUGUGUUAUUAAAGAUAAAGUAGUAUCUCCUGGUCAAAGUAUUAAACACCCCGUUAUGGCUUGUGCGCAAUUCACCUGUGAUAAUGCACAAGGCUUGGCGACGAUCGAAACCUGCGACCCCGCCAGUGCUUUGCCUUCGCCACUUUCUAUGAUUAAAUAUGAUCCUCGGGAUAAGCCGACAUGUUCUUGGGGUGAUUUCAUUAAUACGAGCGCACCAUAUCCGGAAUGCUGCAAACGGCAUUUCUCUUGUGUACUUUGAAAUAGUAAAUGUACAGAAAAUGCUAUUUAUAUAUUAAGUGGUCAAAAAAUAAAAUUAAAUCUAUAAAAA